Miscanthus lutarioriparius is the source of this 1710-nucleotide messenger RNA. The record is from the annotation of a GenBank genome assembly. Lineage: Eukaryota; Viridiplantae; Streptophyta; Magnoliopsida; Poales; Poaceae.
AUGGAUCCAAAAGGGCAGGGCGGCGACCCCAACGGCCGCGGCGCCUACUACAACUACAACCAAGCGCAGCGUCAUGACCACCCCUCGUCGUCGUCGCCUCGAUGGCUGGCGCUGCCGCUGUUGACCUCGUGGCCCCAGUUGCAGCCGCAGGGUGGCUACCCGAGCUCCUUUAACGUCGGCAUCCCUACCGACGGCAACAUCUCGGGCAACGUUUUUGCUCCCUUGGCCGUCCCCAUGCCCGGCCCCGGCUACCACUACUCGGAGGUGGCGGGGCCAUCGGUGCCGAACGCCAUCGCCAGCCAGAACCAGUACCAGCCUUGGGCAAACCAGCCUCAUCCUGACUCCGCCGCCUUCUUCCCCGCGUCCGGGUACAACCCCGUCUAUCUGCCCGAGGCGGGGGUCUACGCUCAGCAGCCCAGCUCCGCCACCGUCUUCAACGCGCCCGGGUACAACAGCAACCCGCACGCCUUCGUCUAUCAGCCCGGGGCACCGCUCUACGCUCAGCCCGGCGCCGCCACCGACUUCUCCGCGUGGGGCGGCAACGCCAACGACGACCCGUACACCUCCGCCGGUCUGGUCGCGCCGCCCGCUAACGCUAACCAGGGUGCGAGUCGCGGCCCAGUGGCUGGCGAUUCAAACCGAUCCCGUCUGGCGCUUCAGAAUGUCCAGGCGAACGACCUGCUAGGCGCCGUCCUGCGUGCGAACACGCCCGGCGAGCUCGUAGCCAUCGUCAAUUUCCUGAUAUGGAACCAAUACAACGGGGUCCCCCUGAUGGAAGUCGCCGAACCUAGGGCCGGGGAGACAGCUCUGAAGGAGCUCGUCAGGUUGGUGGCGCUGCACUUGGCCCCCGGAGCAUUGCAGCGGCUAUUCAGGUGCCUAAUCCAUGGAUGGAUAAUGGAACAGAGCAACGGCCCGCACCUGCUUCAGCAUUUCUUCACCACGCUUGAUUACGUCCAUUGCUCGAUUUUCAUCGACGAGCUCGCCGUCCCCCGCUUCUGGGAAAUGGUCACGGCCAGGAUCGGGUACGGGCAUAGGAGCAUGAUGACGUGCCUCGACAAUACGGGAUACUACACUGACCAGGGUACUGCUCUCCACGUCACCUUCGUGUACCACACCGUCGAGAUCGCCAGGAACAUAUACGGCUCCCAACUCUUGCGGGCCGUCUUCGAGAGAGGCCGCAACGAUCAGCUCAAGGAACGCAUCAGGGAGCGCAUCGUGGGCAAUCUCGUGGAGUUGUCCAUGGACCAAUACGGGAACAACGUGGUACAAGCGUGCUUCAUCCCCAGCAUUAGGAUGCCUUUCUUUUCGGUGAUUCUGCUGCAGCGCGGGCUCCAAGCGUUCUUGCCCCUGCCCGGCGAGCAUCUCCGGGAGUUGGUGCAGAACCACUGCGCCCGCUACGUCCUCCGCCGGCUGCUCCGCACCAGCGUAGACUUCUUGGAGGGGAGAGCUUUGGAAGCUUCACCGAGUCAAGGUAGGAGGAGAAAUCUUAUAGGAGGUAGCCAAGACCUCCGUCCUCAUCUGCAGUACCACCAUGUCCAUGGCAGGGAUGAGCUAGGAGAGCUCAUCCCCUUGCUAGGAGGGGGUAUCAAGGCAAGAAGCAAGGAGGAGGAGAACCAUGCAAGACCAAGCACAAGCUCAUCCCCAAGCCCUCUAGAUCAUAUUGGCAACCCUGGUAGGUACAACACGAAUCCAAACCCUAGAAAUCAAUAG